AUGUCUGAACAGACCAUCUACACCGAGCAGCCAGGACGCCCUCGACUUUCGCCGAGCAUAUAUUUGGAGAAGCUAGCCAGCUAUUUGAAAGAGGAGAGGGAACACCGCUUCCCUUACUUUACGGCCGCCGUUGCAUUCGAUCUAGGACUCGCUUUACGUGCAAAGCAUAUAUCUUUGUCCGCAUCUAGUGCACUACGCAAUCCCAUUGUCAUAUCGAUUUCCACGUUUUCUGGCGCGGUAUUAUUCCAAUGUGUGGCAGGAGGCGACCCACCAGACGCUGCAGAUCUUGCUACAUGGGCGGCUGCCAAAACAAACACUGUCCGUCGCUUUGGACAUUCCUCUGCCUUCAUCGAGUGUCGAAUGCUUGCGACGGGAAAAGGUCCCGAAGAGGCGGGAUUGAGUUGGCCGCAAUACGCAGUUGUUGGUGGAGGGUUUCCUGUCUAUCUCAGAAACGCACCUGCUGCUCCGUUCGGUGCGAUUGCCAUCGCUGGGUUAACGCAUGACGAUGACCACCGACUGAUCGUGCAGACCCUUGCCGAGUUCAUACCCAACUUGACGCCGCCCUAUGCAAGACAAGAUUCUUCCGCCAGUGCCGCAGGUCAACCUCCGUCCGAAGAGUCGUCCAAGAGACUUCAGAGAGAUGGUUCCCCCGCAAGGACCGCGGAGCAUCCGAUUCUUAUGAACAAUUGGUCAGAGAAUGAAGAUGUUGCGGACCAAAGCGAAGAAGCUGACGAUUCCCAAUCAUCAGGCGAAGAUGGAGAGGGGACCGGCGCGGAUCGUGGUGGACGCGCACCGUGGAGAUGA
Molecule: messenger RNA, 804 nt
Organism: Dacryopinax primogenitus
Lineage: Eukaryota; Fungi; Basidiomycota; Dacrymycetes; Dacrymycetales; Dacrymycetaceae
Exons: 3
Coding region: 1-804 (267 amino acids)
Biological process (GO): post-translational protein targeting to endoplasmic reticulum membrane
Cellular component (GO): TRC complex
Source: RefSeq, a predicted model, not a curated record